This is a messenger RNA of Purpureocillium lilacinum, 2865 nucleotides long. RefSeq lists its product as uncharacterized. Gene Ontology annotation, cellular component: microtubule organizing center. The record is from RefSeq and is a predicted model, not a curated record. Lineage: Eukaryota; Fungi; Ascomycota; Sordariomycetes; Hypocreales; Ophiocordycipitaceae.
AUGGAGGGACCCCAACCGUAUCAACAUGCCCGUCGGGCCUCGCGACCUUCAUACCCCCGCGACCCCUCGAGGCCCCCGAGCUCGAGCAACUCCCGCCUCACGGCAUCUCACAGCGCCAACGGCUCCAUCUCACACGUCACGGCGGGUGGUCCUCCGCCGGCCCACGCCCAACCCGCCCACCGUCUCCACCACACGCACAACCUUAAGCAGUCCAGCCUGUCGCCGCGGCCGUCGUCUAGAGGCGUGGCUCACCCGUCGCGGCAGGAGACGCCCGACGCGGCGCGAAACAGGGCCAUGUCUUCGUUUCUGCAGGAGAAGCUGCAGCGGGAGAGGGCGGAGAAUGAGAGACUGUCGUUUUCCGCCUCGAUGUCUAGGGCAGACAUGACGGCGUCGGUAGACGUCUCACGGGCGGUAUACAACUCACCGUUCCGACCGCCCCAGGAGCCGGAAGGGGGCAGGCCUCAGUCGAGUGCCGGAAUCGAGCCUAGACGAAAGGGCCUUGGGGUCAAGGAGAUGGAGCAGGUCGUAUCCAAUCUGCACAAGCAAAACUUUGACCUCAAGCUCGAGCUAUUUCAUCGUCGAGAGCGCCAGACGGCACUAGAAGAACGCGUUGACGCGUUGGAGUCUGACAGGAAGCAGAUGGAGGACGUCAACGACAAGCUGAUGGAGGAGCUCGAGAAGCGAGACAAGGCCGUCGAGGAAGCCGUCGCCAUGAUCCUCAUGCUCGAGGCCAAGGUCAACCAACUCUUCCAGGAGCGAGAGAUGGUCCAGCAGGUCGAGAGGGAAGACUUUUUCUGCGCUCGCGACUACGACUUGCGCUACGACACCUCCGCCAUGCAGACGCCCAAGCGUGACGCCCCGAGGCCGGAGCACGAGGCCAAGGUGGUCAAUCGGAUGCCGAGCUUCAUCUCUGAACCCAAUGGCAACACGGAGAAUCUACGAAACGUGUACCUCGGCGUCAAGACUGGCGGCCCGAACCUGGCGCGUGUAGCAGAGGGAUCCCCCGAGGCCGACCACCAAGGACUGGGCAGCCCGACCCUCAGCGUCCUGAGCGAAAGCUCCUUUGUCAGCGUAUACGGACAGAAGAACGGCAAGGAGGCGGAACUUUUACCGCCCGCUCGCAUCGAUGAGCCGUUGACGCUGGACGGCCUCGAUGCCGGUCUCGUCACCCGCCACGAGGAGAUGCCUGUCCCCCGGCGGCGGGCUGCCUCGGUCAGUAAGGCAACCGGUGGCUUCAGGCCGCCACCCCGAUCCAGCACCGCGGUGCCUUUUCAGUCCAUGUCAGGGGUCGUCGGCUACGACUCUCCCCUCCAACGCAUUGAGCGACUCGACUCGAGCUACACCAAAAAGGACGGCGUCUCAUCGCAAAGUCAGGGACGGACUGCGGAGUCCCAGUUUGCCCCGCCAAAGCCCUCCCGGAAGCAGACAAAGGAGGAGAAACGCGAGGCGUUGCGAAGAGUCAUGACUGAUGCACCGGGCGGUGUCCGUCUUCACGACCAAGGGCUCCCUCCCACUCCUGACACGAUUUCGACCUCGACUCUGCAUCGCUUUAAGAACUCGCACGAGACGUUGUCGCAGCCGCAGGAAGCUUGGCACGACGAAGGAAGCCACGGAGCCUCACUUCACUCGAACGCCCAGGAGCCCAAGACGGCGGAGCCUGCGUCUGGCGUGCCCUUGGGAGAUGGAUCAUCCCUCAACGCUUCCGAUACCAUGAGGAGCGUCAGUGCCAGCACGUACGCGAGUUAUCGGCAGCAGCAACAACAGCACAACCUGCAGCGCCCUCGCUCGGCAGGCGAGUCGGUCGUUUCGCGCAGAGAGGACAACGGCUGGGACAGCGACGACGACAACUCCGAUGCCCGUUCGCUGCAGUCUAGCCUGGACAUUUGGCUACGAGAGAGUUCGAAGCCAGCGAAGAAGGACGCCAGCGGACGUCGCGUCUCCCCAGACCUCUUUAGCUUCCCGAACAGUGCCGCCAGCGGUGGAUGGGCGGUGGAUUCCAUGUUUGGCCCCAACAACGCCCAUGCGGGAGGCGUGGGUUCUUCUACUGGUUACGACCACAUACAGGACUUGCUGUCGGUGCAAAACCAGCUCUUUUCGUCGUCUACCGGUCCACCACCACCGCCGAAUAGGAGAUCCAGCCUCCACGCAACGACCGGCUCGCGGUCCGACUCGCUCAAGGCGUCCUCCAGCAACAGCCCCUCGCUCAAGGAUGGAUGGAAAAACUCGCCCAAGACCCGCGGCAGGCACAGCACCAAGAACAGCGAAGACCUCCGAAGCGGAGACGAGGCCAAGACGCCCGUGCAGCAGAAGCCACGGCAGCCCCCCCCCGAGGCAGGCAGCGACCAAAAGCGCUACCCCCCGAUCACGGGCCACCAAGGCGCGCGAGCCGGACUCAACAGACUGUUUAGACGGUCCAUCGGCAGCAGCUCCUCGAACGCCCCGCCACCAGAGACGGCGUCUUCGUCGAACAGCGUUGCCGAAUCCUCAUCCAGCGAACCCCGGGCUCAACACCCCAUGGGCGUUCCCUCGUGGGUGCUGCGCAACUGCCCCAUUGACGACGAGCGCUCCGGUGCGACGCCUCCGCCCAUCAUGCUCAACCCCCGUCAGGGACGACGCAACACGCUCGACUCUUCGAUGGAAAAGGAUCGGCCGGCGUCACCCACGACCGCGGCACCUGAAGGGGCGGCCAAGGCUGCUACCGAGACCCAGACCCAGGAGGAGAAUGGCGAGGCGAAACCGCAGACCGCUCAGCAGCAGGACGAGGGCGGCGUUGGUACAGGCCAGGGCGCACCCGCGGCGACGGGAGCACGACGCAAGUGGCUGCCCUUUGGACGGAACAGCAAUGCGAAGAAUAAGCUGGGCUAG